This is a messenger RNA of Leptonychotes weddellii (Weddell seal), 1825 nucleotides long. Lineage: Eukaryota; Metazoa; Chordata; Mammalia; Carnivora; Phocidae. The record is from RefSeq and is a predicted model, not a curated record.
CCUCUGGAGCAGCCACGCCCUCGGAGGUCUGUGGAGGGGCCAGGCCAGGUCUGGAACUGGUUGAGUGCAGUCAUGGAGGUGGCUCUGGAACAGUUCUUCAUCUUUGUAGGGCUGCUGGUGUGCCUGGUGUACCUGGUGAAGUGUGUGAGAUUCUCCAGAUAUAUUUUCUGGCACUUCCGGAAAGUUUUGCCAAAGUCUUUCUUGAAGUCAAUGGGACAAUGGGCAGUGAUCACUGGAGCAGGAGAUGGGAUUGGAAAAGCAUAUUCAUUUGAGCUAGCAAGACAAGGACUCAAUGUUGUGCUUAUCAGCCGGACACUUAAAAAACUACAGGCCGCUGCCGCAGAGAUUGAGCGCACUACGGGGAGUAAUGUGAAGAUUAUACAAGCAGAUUUUACCAAAGACAACAUCUAUGAGUAUAUUAGAGAAAGACUUAAAGGCUUAGAAAUUGGAAUUUUAGUCAACAAUGUCGGAAUGCUUCCAAACCUUCUCCCGAGCCACUUCCUUGAUACACCAGAUGAAAUCCAGAGUCUCAUCCACUGUAACAUCACCUCAGUAGUGAAGAUGACACAGCUAAUUCUGAAACAGAUGGAAUCAAGGCAGAAAGGCCUUAUCUUGAACAUUUCUUCUGGGGUGGCCCUCUUUCCCUGGCCUCUCUACUCCAUGUAUUCGGCCUCCAAGGCUUUUGUGUGCACAUUUUCCAAGGCACUGCAAGCCGAAUAUAGAAGGAAAGGAAUCAUUAUCCAGGUGCUGACCCCAUAUGCUGUUUCCACCCCAAUGACGAAGUAUCUACACACCAACAUGGUAACCAAGACCGCCAAUGACUUUGUUAAGGAAUCACUGAAUUACGUCACAAUUGGAGAUGAAACCUGUGGUUGCCUCACCCACGAACUCUUGAAGCCAUCUUUGGCCCCCUGCUUUGAAGUAUCUCAAUGAGUGCAAGAGUUUGAGAAUCUGAGCUGUCUGAAGAAUAGGAACACUCCCUGAAAAGCUCAUAUUUUCCUCUGGUUGAAAUCCUGUUGUUCAGUGGGGAGUAGGUAGGUUGAGGAAUGUUGGAUGCACAGGAUUACACUGUGGACAGAAUGACUGCUUCUGGGUCCUGGACCUUACAGGACAUGGGUAUGAUUUGAGGGCAAAAGGUCUUCCAACGCCUGUGCCUACUGCCUGAUGUGCAUCCAACUAAGCAUUCAUGCCCCCCACGAUGCCCCCCUCCACCUUUCCAAGCAAAUGUUCAAUGUUGGUGAUUUAUACUUUGCUGUGUCUGACUUUUGUUCAUGAACUCAUUGAUGCAUUUGUGUAUUUGCUUAGUGCCUACUCUGCCUCAGGCAUUGUGCCAGGUGGUAAAAGCAUUUCUGGUUGUUCUCUGGAAUCUCAUUUUAGUAGAACCUUGGUAAAAAGAACAUGAAGACACUGGGAGAUUGAACAGUAGGAAGACGAAGUACUUGCUAAGAGAAGGAGAAAGGGGGGUAGGGUGUUACUCGGGGCACAGUUCUCUUAAUUUAAACUUCCUUGGGGCUGAUUCUACAAGUGACUGUUUUGGUUUCUGAGAAAACCUUGUUUGCUGAGAAAGGUCAUAAGACCUUUAAAUUUUAGCAUGCACUUAAAAGAUUUUGAGACUUAAGUUCAGCAGUCAGAAAAAUAUUUUUAAAGAUGAUGAAUAUACACUGAGCUGUUUCCUUCUAACUUGCUUGCUCUUCUUUCUUCCCCAAAUACUCAUGUUUUUGUCUAUUUAAGCGGAGCUUCCUGAGCCUGAUCCCAUCAUGGGUUUUGUACAGCAGCACAUUCCAGAAGAAAUACAUGGACUACCUCAAGCAGAAUACCAACACCA